This is a messenger RNA of Lodderomyces elongisporus, 3435 nucleotides long. RefSeq names its product Sgd1p (gene SGD1). Bases 1 to 3435 code for a protein of 1144 amino acids. Lineage: Eukaryota; Fungi; Ascomycota; Pichiomycetes; Serinales; Debaryomycetaceae. Gene Ontology annotation, cellular component: nucleolus. Gene Ontology annotation, molecular function: RNA binding; protein binding. The record is from RefSeq and is a predicted model, not a curated record. Gene Ontology annotation, biological process: ribosomal small subunit biogenesis. The transcript has a single exon.
AUGAGUAGAGCUGGUCGUAUUAGUCUACCUUCUCAGAUUAUAGAGCAGAUCGAGGCAAAAAAUGCAAACGGAGAAUACAACACCAAAGAGGAUAGUCGAUUCGAUAGUGUCCAAACCACCACAAACGGACGCAAAAGAAAAGCACCUAAGGCAGUAUCGCGAAAGGACAAGAGAAAAGAGGAAAGGUUGAAGAAGAAGCAAAAGCAAUACAAUAAUCACACGAGGAAAACAGUACCGGUUUCGAAUGGAAAAGGAACCUCAAUUCUGAAACCUAGUAAGAAAGACAAUGACAGCAAAGAUAGCGACGAGGAAGCUGACAAGGAAGCUGACGAGGAGGAUGAAGAUCCAUUGGAGCAACUCCGAAAAAUAAAAGCUGCGAAAUCAGCUGAAGGGGCCAAAAAUGCAAAAGCUUUAAAAGCUUCACAUGCUACUAAACGUCAGGAGGUGGAAAAUGUUCAUGACCCCUUGGAACAGCUCCGUAAGAUCAAAGCUGCAAAAAUUAAAAAAAUAGAGGAUGACCCUAUGGAACAGCUUCGUAUACUAAAGGAAAUGAAGAAUGGGAAACGUGUAUCAACUUCAAAUGACAUCAAGAUUGUCAAAGAAUCUGAAUUGAAUGAUGAUGAAAUCAGUGAAGGGGAAUUCGAUGUUGAUGACCUGAUGGAGGAAGAUCAAGACUUGGAUUUGAAUUUGGAAGACGAAAAUUUUGCAGAAGAAGAGGAAGAAGAAGAAGAAGAAGAUCCGCUUGAGCAACUACGAAAACUCAAGGAAGCAAAGGGAAAAUCCGGAAAAUCCAAAUCUAAUGAAAUUAGAAUUGUCAAGGAGGACGAUUUAUUGGAUGAGGAUGAUGACAUCUCCGAUGACUUGGCUGGAGAAAGUGAUUCUUUGGAGACCACUACUACAAAACAGCCGCGACUGCAAAAACAAAAGACCAAGAAUAGCUCAUCCAGUUCUAGUGAAUCGGAAGGCGAAUUUGAAGGGUUUAGUGAUUCUGAUGUCAAGAAAGAUCAAGUAAAACGAAAGAAUAAAAAAUCAAUUUUGAAAUCGUCACUGGGAUUUAAAAUUACUCAGCCGGAAAUUGUCAGUAAUCUUGGUGGUGAUAAGAUUGAUGAUGACUUGACAUACUACGCAAAAAAAUUAGGUCUUAAAAACGGGAAAAACUCUAAAUUGAUAAAAGAGGACGACGAUGACAUGAUUGGUGGAAUUUUGGAUGGGUUGGAUUUAGAUUUUGAUGAUCCUGAAUCUUCUGACGAAGACAAGUAUGAAGAUGAUUCUCAGUCACCUGGUCGCCCAAACUUACCAUCAGAAUCAUCAUUACAACCACCACCACGACCACCAACUACCGCACUUGAUGACGACUUGGAUUAUUAUGCGAAGAAACUAGGUAUCAGUAAGAGAGAUAAAUUACCCAAGUCGGAAUUUGACGAUGGUUUGGAAGAUCUCUUGGAAGGUUUGGAGUUUGAUAGUGGUUCUCGAGAUGAUAAUAACGACAUGAACAGUAACGUUGAUAAUGAUGAUGUUUCUGAUUUUGAUGAUAGCGAUGCAAGCAAUGCCACAUUUUCAUCAGACGACAAUGACGAUUUUGAACAUGAAAGAGAAAACCCAUAUUUGCCUCCAAGUGCAAAUGAUGGAGACCUGGAUGAAAAUGAAACUAUGACUGAAAACUCUGGGGAUACACAAAGAUAUAUUCCUCCAGCUUUACGAAGGAGGAUGGCCAUGGAAGCAGCAUCGUCAUCUUCCGAGACACUGGCUGAAGAAGCUACUAUUAAAAGGCUGGUAAAGGGUUCAUUGAACAAGCUUUCAGAAGCAAAUAUCACUUCUAUUAUCAAUGAAAUAAAUGCAUUAUAUAUGACACAUCCGAGACAGAUUUUGAAUGAAGCGAUUGUGAGUAUAGUUUUGGAAAGCAUAAUUCAACAAGGCCGUCUUCUUGAGUCUUUUGUGUACUUGCAUGCAGCUCUCGUUGUCGCUCUUUACAAAUUACAAGGAGUUGAGUUUGGUGCAUUUUUUAUUCAAAAGUUAAUUGAAUCAUUUAAAUCACAUCACACGAAUCAGGACUCUAAGGAAGCGUCGAACUUGAUUUCACUCUUGUCAUCAGUUUUUCUGCUUCAUUUGGUUUCUUCAAAGUUGAUAUACGAUAUCGUGAGGCUAUUAAUAAGUAAUUUGAAUGAACGAAAUGCCGAUUUGCUUUUGAGAUUGGUGCAAAAUUCGGGUAAUCAAAUGAGAUCAGAAAGUCCUUCAUCAUUAAAGCAAAUAAUUACUUUGCUUAAUGAAAAGUAUGCAUCGUUACCAAGCAGUUCUAGAAAUACAAGGGUUCAAUUUCUUGUCGAAACAAUCUCGUCAUUAAAAAAUAAUAAACUAAAGAUUUUGAAUGAAGCAAAUUACCAACAAAUCGUACGUUUGAGAAAAGUUUUGAGUGCAAUAGGAGGCAAAUCUGGUGGUAAUGAUGCAAUCCAAGUUUCAUUAGAAGACAUUGAAAGUAUCGAUACGAGAGGAAAGUGGUGGCUUGUUGGAUCUGCAUGGAAGGGCCAUGACUCUGAAACGAAUGAUCAAUCGGGUCUGGGAUUAGUUAACGAAUCAGCCGUAAAAGAUGUAUUGGAUGCAUCUGAGCCAAACUGGAUGGAACUUGCCAAGUCACAAAGAAUGAAUACUGCUAUUCGUCGUGCCAUCUUUAUAUCUAUUGUUUCGGCAACUGAUUUUAUGGACGCACGGACCAAGUUGGAUAAGCUAGCCUUGAAAAAAGCACAAGAGCGUGAUAUACCAAAAGUCUUGGUUCAUUGUACUACAAUGGAAACCGCUUACAAUCCAUACUAUGCACUUUUGGCCAACAAUCUUUGCGAGUCGCAUUCGUUUAGAAAGACUUUCCAAUUCAUAUUGUGGGAUGUAGUCAAAGGACUCGAUAGACAAGAUGAUCGCAGCGGUGGUAAUUAUAAUAAUGGUGAUGACGACGACGGAGAGAAUGAGGAUAUAAACUUUAUGGAUUUGAAUGAAGUUGAUGAAGAGACUAGACUCAAAAAGGUUCUUAAUUUGGGAAGAUUUUUUGGAUACUUGAUUGCAGAAAAUGCAAUUCCAUUGCACAGUCUAAAAACCGUAAACUUUUUGUCGUCGUCUUCUAAUUCCAUCAUUUUUGUUGAAGCAUUGUUAGUAAAAUUCUUGGAUGUGGUGGGGAAAAAAUCAAAGAAAAAGAAUGCAAGCGCAAACUUUGGUUCCUUAAACGACAAGAAUGACCUUGACUUGCUUUUUGAUGAUAAAUUACUAGUUGAGCGAGUAGUCAAGGCCAAAGAUGAAACAACAUUAUUACGAGGUUUGCAAUAUUUUUUGCAGGAGAGAGUAAAAAAUAGCGGCAUGGUUACAACUAAGAAACAAGAAAUGAGGGUUUCGUGGGGGGUUGACGCCAUGUUUGAUGUCAUUGAUGAGCUAUUAAAGAAUGUUGAGGUGUAG